Messenger RNA from Paralichthys olivaceus (Japanese flounder), 2569 nucleotides. It is a transcript of the gene kcnip4a, whose product is annotated as potassium voltage-gated channel interacting protein 4a. Gene Ontology annotation, biological process: regulation of potassium ion transmembrane transport. NCBI's taxonomy places the organism in Eukaryota, Metazoa, Chordata, Actinopteri, Pleuronectiformes, Paralichthyidae. Gene Ontology annotation, molecular function: calcium ion binding; potassium channel regulator activity. The record is from RefSeq and is a predicted model, not a curated record. Gene Ontology annotation, cellular component: voltage-gated potassium channel complex.
CGCACUACGAGAUCAAGUGUGGGAGUGUGUGUGUUUGUUUGUGUGUCUUAGGGAGAGGGGGGAGAGGCUCGCUGGAUCACCACUGUAUUGUGAAGCCAGCGUGUGUGAUCUGUAGUAACGCAGAGGGAGGAAGAGGAGAGUGUUGGCUCCAGAGGAGUGACAGGAAAAGUCCUGAGAAGAAGAAAGAGUGUUGGGAGGAAGGUUAAAGGGACUGAGAGAAGCCCCUCACCACCUUUCCUCAAAGAGCAGGAGGUGAACGGCCGGUAAGCAAAUAUUAAUAGCACCAUCCCUGCGUUGAUCAGAUAGAGCUUAUCCUGGAUCCACGGAUACACAUUCAGCCGCACAUGCUCAUCACUCCUGCCAGACGUGAGGGCCACGCUGUGACAGCCAGAGGGAGCGGAGGAGAGAACAAGACGACAAUUGCACCAGCGGGGAUUUUCCCUUUUUGAAAUAAAAGGCAUCACUGGAUUUCUUUUUUGUUUUCUUUGAAAACCCUGAAAUCAGAGUCCUGACCUUUUCAAGCCCCCCCUCUCCCCAAGGAGCAAAGAUGAGCUGCAGGAAAAGGUGCAAGCGAGAGAUCUUCAAGUUCGCACAGUACCUGUUCAGACUCAUCACGGGCACGCUCAACACCGAUAGCGUUGAAGAUGAGCUUGAACUAUCCGCAGUUCGCCAUCGUCCCGAGGGCCUGGAGCAGCUCGAAGCCCAGACACGUUUCUCCCGCAAGGAGCUGCAGAUCCUUUACCGCGGCUUCAAGAACGAAUGUCCCAGCGGAGUCGUCAACGAAGACACGUUCAAAGACAUCUACUCGCAGUUCUUCCCACAAGGAGAUGCUUCAACGUACGCACAUUUCCUGUUCAAUGCAUUUGACACGGAUCACAACGGCUCUGUUAGUUUUGAGGAUUUCGUCAUGGGCCUCUCUAUCCUUUUGCGAGGCACCGUCCAAGAAAAACUCAACUGGGCUUUCAAUCUCUAUGAUAUCAAUAAAGACGGAUAUAUCACCAAAGAGGAAAUGCUGGACAUCAUGAAGGCCAUCUACGACAUGAUGGGAAAAUGCACAUACCCCAUCCUCAAGGAGGAGACGCCUCGUCAGCAUGUGGAAGUUUUCUUUCAGAAGAUGGAUAAGAAUAAAGACGGAGUGGUAACCAUAGACGAGUUCAUCGACUGCUGCCAAAAUGAUGAAAACAUCAUGAGAUCAAUGCACCUCUUUGAAAAUGUUCUCUAGCUUUCGGCCGAGCGUCGGAGAAGAACACCAUCUUUAGCUCGGCCCAAUAACUGACUUGGACUCGUACUGUGUACAGUGUGCUAUGCAGACUUUUGAUCAUAGACUAAACUAUUGUUCGUCGCGGUGGGCCACGGGCAGGAGCUCGUGAACACUCUGGAAUCAGUUGCCUUUCCAACGCGAUAUUGGAAAAAUUCAAGACGAAAAAUAAAGUCUUCUGCAGCUACGGUUAAAAUUCAACUUCAAGGUUUAUUUCCACCAUCUGUCUCCGGAGUCGUCUUUUUCUUUCUAUUCACCGGCGUCUGUAAACUGUGUUAGCCUUCAAUAUUAUAAACACACUGGGAAUAAGGAGGGUCUGGGGUUUGUUUUGUUUUUUUCAUCCUUCGCAGCUUUGACUUGUUUUAUGUCCUGCCAAGUGAAAUCACUGUGACUUUUAACAGCAUCACGAGAAAAACAAAAGAAAACACACAGGAAAUCAUAUUUCAACAUUCCAGACUGGUGUUUGAUUCCAGAGUGUUCCUUUGUGGUCUCGUUUUUUUUGCUCUUUUGAAGGACGCAUUUAGAGAAAAAACACACACCAUGUACCAUUUCAAAUUGUAUAUACUACAGGUGAAGUUAAAUAUAUAUAUAUAUAUAUACACGAACUCUAUGAGAAACUUAGUUCAUGUUUACUUGCCAACGAGGAUGAGACAACACAAGGAUAUUGAUGUCAAAAUCGGACCAUGACACGGACGGUUUGUCCACAGAAGCACACAGGUAGCUGCAUUAGGCGUUUCUCUCUGAUCAUGAAAUAAAUGCUGCUUUCAGUGUAUUUCAUUGAACCCUGUGUAUGUAUAUGAUCUGUAAAGUAAACCAUCUAUCAGUAGGUUUUUUUCUUUUUAGUUUUGGAAGCACUGUUGAGGAGUUAACACUAAGGAGUGUUCGGUUAUUUAUAUGGUGUUUUGGUAGUUGUAUAAAAACACUGUCAGUUGUACAGAAUUAAAAUGAACAUUCACUUUUAGACCUGUUCAUAAAAUUCACUGUUAGAAAAACUGCAGGUGGUUUGGUUCGUCGGUACAAACUUUGGAUUAUACUCGUCAUGUUCGGGUUCCUGCUGCUUUCCAACUCUCGAGUCCAGCUGCCCCGCAUCCACUCAGCCUGAUUGGUCCCUGCUGCCUUUGAUUAAAGCAUUGAUUGGCCGCAAAUGUGUGCAAAACACAAGGCAAGCUGGGUAGGAGUUCACUGACUGCGUCUCGCUCAUUGGAAACUACUGAAUCACUGACAAGUUAUGUCAUUGAUGAUAGAUCGGACCUUCUUUGACAGUGGGUUGUCCAGCUCUGGCAGCGAAACCUGAAAAACACAAUCUCAAGG